Molecule: messenger RNA, 884 nt
Organism: Blepharisma stoltei
Lineage: Eukaryota; Ciliophora; Heterotrichea; Heterotrichida; Blepharismidae
Source: the annotation of a GenBank genome assembly
AUGUCUUCAACUGACUCACUAGUCACAACAGAGAUCUCAUCAAUGCUCUCCAAAAACGACCUUCUUCAUUGGCUGAAUAAUUUUCUCAAACUGAAUAUUGCAAAAGUGGAGCAUCUUGCAUCGGGCGCUGCAUAUUGCCAAAUUAUCGAAGCGAUUUAUCCAGGACAAGUCCAAAUGCAUAAAGUUAAUUGGCAAGCUAAGCACGAGUAUGAGUAUAUUAAUAAUUUCAAAGUUUUGCAGCAAGCUUUUGUUAAGUGCAAUAUAUCGCGACAAAUUAUUUUUCUCUUUAUUAUUUAUAUAUGGUGAUUAUAGGUAGUUUUGAUUGGCUCAAAGAAAUAUGAUAUAUAUCAUAUAAAGCAAUAAUUUGCAAUAGUCCUGCGGCUUAAAAAAAAUAAUUUCUAAUAGAAUUAAAUUAUUUAUUUGGCGAUAUUGUGGCUUAAUUUUAAUAUAGAUAGUAUAUACAAAAAUAUAUUGAAGUAGAAAAACUUAUAAAAGGAAAGUUUCAAGACAACCUUGAAAUGCUGCAAUGAAUUAAAAAAUUUUUUGAUUUGCAUUAUAAUGGAUCUAGCUAUGAACCAGCUCCCAGGAGAAGACCGGUUUCCAGGCAAAGCACUCCAGACAUAAAGCGGCCAGUAAAAAAAAUCUUAGGGGAGCACAAUAUACCAGCUUCACCUAUUGAGCCGGUUAAGGCAAAAAUAGAUACAGAUGAAAUGAAAAUGACGAUACACACUUUAGAAAAAGAAAGGGACUAUUAUUUCGGUAAGCUCAGAGAUAUUGAAAAUCUUGUGCAGAAAUAUGAAGACCAAGAAAAUCCAGUUAUAUUAUCAAUACAAAAAAUUUUAUAUGCAGUAGGAGAUGAUGCAAUGGAGAUUGAUCACAUCUAA